Messenger RNA from Acanthochromis polyacanthus (spiny chromis), 2418 nucleotides. RefSeq names its product homeobox A13b (gene hoxa13b). The record is from RefSeq and is a predicted model, not a curated record. The transcript is spliced from 2 exons. Bases 277 to 1161 code for a protein of 294 amino acids. NCBI's taxonomy places the organism in Eukaryota, Metazoa, Chordata, Actinopteri, Pomacentridae. Gene Ontology annotation, molecular function: RNA polymerase II cis-regulatory region sequence-specific DNA binding; DNA-binding transcription factor activity, RNA polymerase II-specific. Gene Ontology annotation, biological process: regulation of transcription by RNA polymerase II.
AUCACUUGAGAUUUGGAGAAAAAAAAAACACCCACAGAGCUUUUUGGUAAAAUAUAGGGAUGUACAGUAUCUUCACAAACACACAGCCUGAUCUGCAUUAUCUGAUGUCUAGACGUUUAUCAUCUCCUUUGCAUAUCACGUGUUUGGCCCUGGCCAAUAACCUCGCGAUCUUUAUGUACUCAGCCGUGUUGGUAUCGUUACUCUGCCCGAGUCCCUGUCUCUGCUCAGUCGAGGGGGUUUUGAAAAAGAGUUGGUCGUCUCAAUGUAGGGCAUGCUAUGACCGCCUCAUUGCUCCUCCACUCGCACUGGAUUGACCCGGUGAUGUUCCUCUACGACAGCGGUUUGGAUGAAAGAAGCAAGAACAUGGAAGGAUUUACCGGAGGCAAUUUUGCUGCAAAUCAGUGCCGGAAUUUGUUAGCGCAUCCAACUUCACUGGCUCCCAGCACCACCUACACUGCGAGUGAGGUGCCAGUCUCUGGCAUGGGGGAGCCUGGCAAACAAUGCAGCCCCUGUUCUGCCACUCAGAGCUCGCCCAAUGCAUCUUUGCCCUAUGGAUAUUUUGGCAGCAGUUAUUACCCAUGUAGGAUGUCACACGGCAGCGUCAAGGCUUGCGCGCAGCCCUCCGGUUACGGCGAUAAAUACAUGGACUCGUCGGUCUCUGGUGAGGAGUUCUCCACCAGGGCAAAAGAAUUUGCAUUUUAUCAGGGCUAUUCCUCGGCCCCUUACCAGCCCAGCUACUUGGACGUCCCUGUCGUACCUGCCCUGAGUGCUCCAUCUGAGCCCAGGCACGAGUCUCUGCUGCCCAUGGAGCCCUACCAGCCAUGGGCCAUCACCAACGGUUGGAGUGGUCAGGUUUACUGCACCAAGGAGCAGCCGCAGUCAAACCCUCUGUGGAAAUCUUCGUUACAAGGUAUUUUAUUAGACACUAUAUCUGGUGGGGACAGCUCUAUCCGUCGUGGGAGAAAGAAACGUGUGCCAUACACCAAGGUGCAGCUUAAAGAACUGGAAAGAGAGUAUGCCACCAAUAAAUUCAUCACCAAAGACAAAAGAAGAAGGAUAUCCGCGCAGACAAACCUCACAGAGAGACAAGUGACAAUCUGGUUUCAGAACCGGCGCGUAAAGGAGAAAAAAGUCGUCAAUAAAUUCAAGAGCUCCAGUUAGCUCCUGCAUCAGGAAGUGAAAGAGGCGGACAUGGAUGCGCUUUCAUCCACAAACUGUGCCAUAAUUUAUUACGCUCCGAACGGUUUGGUUGUCGCCAGAAAGGCUCUACACGUUUGACCUACACAUUUCCUUCCUCACGUUUUAAUUGGAACCAGUCUAAACGACCUGUUGGCAGAAGAUUGGAAAUGGUUUGGAACAUGCUUACCAAGGCGGCUCUGCGUGGGAUGUUUUUAAUAUUUCCAAAAGAUAAGACAUUCUGCCUCGAGGCACAAGACACUCCGUCCAGUCGUGCGUUUUUCUUCCAUUGAACCCAGAAAUGAAGGCUGAAGACCCACUUUCAACUUUCAGUUUUCUACGCCUUAGAGCAGUAGUAAACCAAAAGUAAACACCAUGAAAACAGGCCAGGCUAAACAAAUGCAAAUACCCGUUAAAUAUAUGACCCCAAUUCGUAAAGAAAACUCUAUUCCUCAGUUUGGAAACUUGAAAAAAUAGUUUACGCAACAUCCUUGCCUUUGGAAAUCCAAUCAGUUAAUUAAAAUAAGCCUUUAUCUAUUAAUAUCAGCCUAGUAAAACUAGCCAGUGGCUUAGACCUCAUUUUGUCCACUUCAAUAUUUCUUUGUUUAUUUUCUUUCUGAAUACAGGGUUUUUAAAAUCAAAUUUACUCAACGUGCUCACCACUUAUGCAGUUUCUACCUGUCCUUCAGCAUUUUUUUCUUUCUUUGCAGAAAUCACAUUUAAGCAUGUAAAUACUACAACUGCAACUAUCUAUUCUCCCUUUUUUGACUGCAAUAGCCAACAUUUUUGACAAUAAAUGUUUGAGAGAUGUGAUCUUGUCAUUUCAUUCAUCACUUUUUGGGUCCAAAUGUGGACAUGGAUGCUCGAUCAACGGAAAGUAGAUUUUACAAACUCCGUUCAUGUUUAAAUCUCACUUACAAAUAGCAUUUAGAGUACAUAUUUCCUGUACUGAUGCUGGUGAAGGUUAUGGAGGCCCACAGGCCUGCAGGCUUGUUGAGCUUAGGACUGUGGGCCAUCAGGAGUUUGUCGCCAUCUAGUGGCGAAGAUCUUUCAGCACAACACGUUUGUACAUAGAGUCAAUUCUGUGUAUCUGUGUUCAUAUCUGUAGUCUCACAGAAGAGUGUGUCUGUGUGUCAGAAAGACAAAUGAGGAAAAACACCUGUUGCUUUACACCCGAUUUAGCUGCCUGUUAUUACAAAUGUGACAAAAAUAGCAACGUGUCGCUUUAGAAGACCGUGUAGA